AUGGGUGGCGGUCCGUCGAAAGAAGAUUUAUUGAGAGGAGAACAAGCUCGGAUCAAUCGAGAGUACCCCGUAUCUUUGAAGUUUCCUGGAUUUUGGGACAAUGAAUCAGCCUUUUUACGAGAAAAGCUGCUCAACUCGGAAAUUGCGUCUAAUGUACCAGCCGGGGCGGAGAAGCUUGUCCAGACUGCUACAGGACUCAGUUAUGGCGGUACUGUCCUCAAGGCGAUGAUGAAACUUGUCUGCGAAUCGACGGAAUCCAUCAAGCGGGCCUUGCUGAUGUUGGAGAUACGGGAGGCCAUUGCUCAAUCUGCGCACUCCCAAGUCAAAGCGAAAAUGGAAGUUGUAAAGGCGAAGUUAGAGUCAGCUCAGAACGAAAAGGAUAUGGCAAGUAAGGAGAAUAAGCUCGACUCUGCGAAUACUGCCUGUUACGAACUCCUUAUGCUGUUUAAAGACGAAGACUUCUACCUGUUCAAAAAACCACUGGCAUUCGCUCCAUUUUUCGUAUCGUUCGUGUCUAUCUAUGUGGUUGUACUCAAGGCUCAUUACCUCAUAACGAAGUCAUCACAGCGAAAGACUGACGCUACAAGAGUCUUGAUAAUGCUCAAAGAGGUCAUCACAAGAUAUCAGAAAAAAACAUCGAAAGCAAGAAGAAACUAUGUUUAUAUGACAGCCGUGCCUUUUUCUGAGGGAGAAAUUGUCGUAGUGGACGGAUUCACGAAAUACGAGCUGUAUAUCCAAGGCAAUCAUUUUUUGAUCCCUCAUAUUGUCUCGGAAAUUAAGGAGUGGUACCAAAAGGAACUUGAAGAUACCUACAGCAACUACUUCGACGAGUCUUUGCAAAUGGUGGACAAGGUUCUGAAGAGUCUCUAA
Molecule: messenger RNA, 870 nt
Organism: Caenorhabditis auriculariae
Lineage: Eukaryota; Metazoa; Nematoda; Chromadorea; Rhabditida; Rhabditidae
Source: the annotation of a GenBank genome assembly